UAUGUGUAAUUUUAAUGGAUGAAAAAAUUUUUUUCUACCCUUGAAAAGUACGUUUAUUUAUACAAUAAUGGGUGUAACGGAAGACGUGGGCGUGAGUCGUCAAUCCACACACAACUAAUAAUGACGACAUGCUCAAACUGUUAUUUUUAACUCCAGUCAUUUUUUAUAUUUUUAUGUUUAUUUAUUAAUAAGUUUGUCGCUAGUCAAUAGUGAAAUAGAUUUGUGGAUUUUGGAGGCAAUAAAUUUAAUGCGUGGGAAAAAAUUUUAAUGCAUUCGAUGCCAAGAUUCGUUAAUUCUAAUUAUAGCUUACAAUUGCUGAACAAUUGUAGGAGUAUGAAGCAGUGCGAUUCUUAUCAUGGAAGUACUGGUACACCUUUAUCACAGUGGUACAUAAGUGAUGUUGGUUACGGGAAUUCAAAUGACGACAGUAAAACUAUUUCAUUGGAAAGGAUUUACUUAAUUACUCAGCAAAAUCAAGACAAAUCUGUGCUACCAAUCUCCUUGCUGCCGGUUACCGAGGGGAUGUCCUCAUCCCCUAAGCAUAGGAUUCGGCAGUCCUCAACGGGACUGGAUGAUGCUGGGAUGGACCUACAAGCAAGUCAGCUCAGUACCCGUGCUGGUCAGGAGAUUAGCUCGACGGCUGCUGUAUCAUGGACAAACUGGAAAUUGCCAUUUCCUGUGAUAGUCUGUGCAAUUGCUGGCGCUAUUCUCUUAACUUUCCUGAUCCUCUUAUGGCUCCGCAAGCAAAUGUCGAGUGAAAAGAAGUCUAGUGAUGGAGAUAGACGUGAGUUGGUGGAAAAAGGCGCUGUUGAUGGGUCCUCGUCCUCGUCGUCACUGGAUAAGCCGGGUAAGAGUACCCAAGAAUGGUCAAUGGAAGCCAAAUGGGUUCAUCAGCCAGCUGCUAAGCCAUCGUCAGUUUCCGUGCAAACAGUUCCUGUUGCUAGAGCUGUCGGCUUGUCCACUGGCGGCUUAGUUUGCAAUUUACCUCAAGUACUGACUGUCGCGACUCCUGAGAGACGUCCUGAACCCAUUCGCAUAAAGGCUAAAGGAUCUCUUCUCGAACGACGAGGCUCAAGUGCUAGUUUGACAAUCGAGCUGGCCCCUGCGCCCGGCAGUCCACCCCAUGUCGUCACUCCAACACGCGAAUGCACCUCUGAGGAAUUUCUUCUCAGCGCUGGAAACGUUCUAUCCCGCAUGCAGUUGAGAAAAGUCAUACAAGAUCCAUCUGCGCUACAUAAAAAAUUUUGGGAGGUCCCGUUAAAUUUACCAGAGAAAGUUGAUAUUUUUGGAGCUGGCGUAAAGAAUAGAUAUUCUGGAGUUCUGCCAAACCCUCAAUCUAGGGUUGUCUUGAGGGGAUCUGAUGAUCCAGUCGCUAGUUACAUCAAUGCUAAUUACAUUCGGGGAUACGAUGGUGAAAGUAAUCGUUACAUAGCAACCCAAGGACCACUUGCCAGCACAGUGGCAGAUUUUUGGCGAAUGGUGUGGAUGGACAAAGUAUCGGGAGUUGUAAUGAUGACGCGGUUGUUUGAAGCAGCUAAGGCCAAGUGUGACGUUUAUUUCCCACUGGAGAACAACAGCCGAAUUCAGGCUGGCCCAUUUACAAUUACCGUCACGUCUAUCACGAACAGAGACGGGUACAUGAUACGUGAUAUCGAGCUGAGACACGAGAAUGAAAGAAGGAAUGUUACGCACUAUUGGUAUGACUCAUGGCCUGAUCAUGCAGUACCUCAAGCCGCGGACUCACUAGUCAGUUUGGCGGCCGAAAUAAAUACCUUGCCCGGGCCUGUGGUGGUGCACUGUAGUGCAGGGAUAGGCAGAACUGGGUGUUUCAUUGCUCUUGCCACUGGGAUGAUUCAACUCGCCCGAGAUGGCAAUGUUGAUGUUCUAGGAAUUCUCUGUCAAAUGAGGUACGACAGAGGAGGAAUGAUUCAGACAGCUGAGCAAUACGAGUUUGUACACAAAGCUCUCUGUCUGUUUGAGCAGACGCUGGAUGGCAAAGUGCCAACAACCGGCGACUGAAGUGUCUAGCCAGCUAGACAUUUACAAAUAAAAUAAUAUUAAAUAAUCAAGUUGAAGUGGCGAGUGACCUGAUUAUCAUUUAAUUGCUCGCGGAUUACUGAGGUAAAUAUUUACGUGGGUUGAAUUAAUAUUGAUAAUAAUAAUAGUAACGAUAAUAAGAAUAAUAUUAAUAUUAAAAAUAAUAAUUAUAAUAUUAAGUAUCUACUCACUGGAUGAAAUGAAAAUGUCACAACUCUUCUUCUUCUUCUUGAUUUUAAUAGCAAUGUACAACAUUGAUAACAAAAUCAAUAUCUAUCGUCGUCUUAAUGAUGUAUAACUUCGUUAAAAUUAAUCAGACGAUUAUGAAUCUCGUCACUUGUUAAGCUGCCAUUACUAUACUGCCACUAACAAAAAAUAUACACAACUUUAUUGUAAAAUAUACAUUUUACUAUUGACGAUCAUAAAUACGAUUUAAAAAAAAAUGGCUCAAGUAAUCGAGAUUAUUAUAUGAAAACAAGAGACACGACUAGAUGGUAUUUUAAUUGUAUGGUAUGACUUCCUUAAAUCUAUGAUCCGAUACUCGACAAUAUGAUAUGAAUAUAUUAUAUAUAAUAUAUAUAUUUAUUUUUAAUUAUUUAAUUAGGUCAUUGCUGGCAACAAUGGAUUAUUUGUAAUUAAAAUUUUUUUUUUAACUAUUCCUAAUCGUGGAUCAUUAAUUAUUUAUACUUUAAAUGAGAAUCUUUUAGCAUUAAAUAAUUUAAAAAUUCCGACGUGAAAACAAUGGUUUUCUUCACAAUUAUUUAUAUUUAUUUUGAAUUUAUUUAUUAACAAAGACUGAAUGCUACUAGUACAAUGUGUUUCAUUAAUAAAUUGUUAAAAAAAAAAAAAAAAAGAUAUAAAGAUAAGUUAGAUUGUGCAA
Cotesia glomerata is the source of this 2917-nucleotide messenger RNA. Its product is annotated as tyrosine-protein phosphatase non-receptor type 7-like. The transcript has 5 exons. The record is from RefSeq and is a predicted model, not a curated record. Lineage: Eukaryota; Metazoa; Arthropoda; Insecta; Hymenoptera; Braconidae. Gene Ontology annotation, biological process: protein dephosphorylation. Gene Ontology annotation, molecular function: protein tyrosine phosphatase activity. Bases 268 to 2019 code for a protein of 583 amino acids.